CAAUUUUUGUCAUCCCGGGGAAGAAAUGUAUCAUCAGUUCAUAAGGGCCAGCACUAUGCAAUGCGCCAUGCCCAAAUUCACCUUCUGCAAGCCUUCACCCACUUUCAUUUUCAGAUUCAAAUCCUUUACUUCUUCUUCUUCUUCUUCUUCACUACCCACUUCAUCUUUCAAUCAUCCACAAUGGUCUGGUCUGCACAAUUGGAGACAUAGUUCCCUCAAUCGAAACCGCUUAUGGGGAUCCUCAGGCCCGGAACCGUCUAAGCCGUCGAUGCCAUCUUCCGUUGAAGUUGACGGUGGUCCGAUUUUGUCCGCUUCUUCAUUGGCGGAAUUGGGUUCUAUUAUUCUCUGCACCUCAGACCCUUUAACCAAAUCAAAGCUCUCUCACUUGGCAUUCUCGAGAUGGAAAGGGGAAAAGCUUCCAGUUGGAGUUUCUGAAGCACCCAAUAGACCUUCUCGCCCUACUAAACCUGAGUUGGUGUCCCCAAAGGCAAUUCCGUCUCCAAAGAGCUCAGGACUGCCCCUUAAUGCUUACAUGCUCCAUAAUCUUGCUCAUGUCGAGCUGAAUGCUAUUGACUUAGCUUGGGACACAGUUGUUCGGUUUUCACCUUAUGUCGAGCUUCUUGGAGAUGGUUUCUUUGAUGAUUUCGCUCAUGUUGCUGACGACGAAAGUCGCCAUUUUGCUUGGUGUUCACAGAGAUUGGCUGAGCUUGGCUUUAGUUAUGGAGACAUGCCAGCCCAUAAUCUACUCUGGAGAGAAUGUGAGAAAUCUGCAAAUAAUGUCGCUGCACGUUUGGCUGCAAUUCCUCUUGUGCAGGAGGCUCGAGGACUCGAUGCUGGGCCCCGACUUGUGCAGAGGUUGGUUGGGUGUGGAGAUAAUAGGACGUCAAAAAUAGUGGGGAGGAUUGCGGAAGAAGAAGUUGCCCAUGUGGCUGUUGGAGUGUAUUGGUUUGUUUCGGUUUGCGAAAAGAUGGGUGUUGUGCCCUGCUCCACUUUUAAAGAUUUGUUAAUAGAGUACAAUGUAGAGAUUAAAGGGCCUUUUAAUUACUCAGCUCGCGAUGAAGCUGGAAUCCCGAGAGAUUGGUACGAAAGUUUACCUCCCAAGGAAGAAGAUGAGAAAACGCAGCAGCUUACUGAGGUAUAUGGAAGGUUAGCAUGCAUAAUUUCCAUGGAGCAGGAGAACUCGAGUUUGAAUUCGAGGACUCCAAAGUGAUUGGAAUCUCACCUGAAAUGCCAGCGGAAGAUUCUGCUAGUUUGGAGCUAUGGGAAAGAGUGGAUUGCAUGGUGUGAGAUCCUUGAUUCUCAAUUUGAUAUCAAAUGAGUUUACAAAUUGAAACACAAUCGAUGGUUUGAAGUACGCCUCUCGAAAAUGGAAUGGAAUUUUGUUGUCAUGAUAUUUGUCUCUUCACCAAAUUAGGUUUGACAUCUUAACUUCCUAGGAUUGGUGUCCUUGUAAAAUGCCCAACUGGUGAAACAUUUAUCUAUAAUAUCUAGUUUUUUCAGUUUUCAAGUA
Impatiens glandulifera is the source of this 1510-nucleotide messenger RNA. RefSeq lists its product as uncharacterized. The record is from RefSeq and is a predicted model, not a curated record. The transcript is spliced from 6 exons. The coding region runs from base 26 to 1210 and encodes 394 amino acids. Lineage: Eukaryota; Viridiplantae; Streptophyta; Magnoliopsida; Ericales; Balsaminaceae.